Nerophis lumbriciformis (worm pipefish) is the source of this 3450-nucleotide messenger RNA. NCBI's taxonomy places the organism in Eukaryota, Metazoa, Chordata, Actinopteri, Syngnathiformes, Syngnathidae. The record is from RefSeq and is a predicted model, not a curated record.
AUGAAUGGCCCCGACAUGGAGGACGCGCCGUUUGAGAAAGUCCGAAGCCGGCGGAAGAGAAGUCCGUGUCCGCCGGGCUUCCCCGUGAGCAGCAUCGCCUGCGAGGACGAGUUCGACUGUAAGGAGCUGGAGUCUCUCUUCCAAAACUAUAACCUGAAGCUGGAGCAGACGUCCACGCUCAAGGCUCUCGCCGUGCUUAUCGUCAUGUCGUCGGCACUGGCCGGCGCGGAGCUCCUCGGCGGCCCCGGUCACCUUACCAUCUCCAAGGGCUCGCACCCGGUGCACUGCGUCGUCUUCACGUCGCUCUUCAUCGUCACCAACGUCAAGUACCUGCAGGUGACCCAGUUGCAGCAGAUCGUCAACCUGAGCCUGCUCUUCGGUUUCACCUUCGCCUUCUUGUGCUGUCCCUUCUCGCUGGGAGUCACCGGCUCUGAGCCUCAGACGUCGCCCGAUCAGGGUGUGUGGCAGCUGGUCCUGGUCACCUUUGUCGCCUACGCGCUGCUGCCCGUCCGCACUUUGCUGGCUGUGCUCUUUGGGCUCAUGGUGUCCGUCUCGCACCUCAUUGUAACAGCCACUUCUGUCAGGACGCAGAAACUGUGGAGGACGCUGGUGGCUAACACGGUGCUUUUCACCAGCGUCAACCUGUCAGGCCUGUUUGUGCGCAUCCUGACUGAGCGAGCGCAGAGGAAGGCCUUCCUACAGGCACGAGACUGCAUAGAAGAGCGACUCCGGAUGGAGGACGAGAAUGAAAAGCAGGAGCGCCUGCUCAUGAGUUUGUUGCCCAGGAACGUAGCCAUGGAGAUGAAGGAGGAUUUCCUGAAGCCUCCAGAAAGGAUCUUUCACAAAAUCUACAUCCAGCGUCACGACAAUGUCAGCAUCCUGUUUGCAGACAUUGUAGGCUUCACCAGCUUGGCCUCCCAGUGCACCGCCCAGGAACUUGUUAAACUCCUCAAUGAGCUUUUUGGGAAGUUUGACGAGCUCGCCACGGAAAACCACUGUCGGCGGAUUAAGAUCCUGGGAGACUGUUACUACUGCGUGUCCGGACUGACACAGCCUAAGACGGACCACGCUCACUGCUGUGUGGAAAUGGGACUGGACAUGAUUGACACCAUAACGUCAGUGGCAGAGGCCACGGAGGUCAACCUCAACAUGCGUGUGGGCCUGCACACGGGUCGGGUGCUGUGCGGGGUACUAGGCCUCAGGAAAUGGCAGUACGACGUGUGGUCCAAUGAUGUCACACUCGCCAACGUGAUGGAAGCCGGAGGACUGCCUGGUAAGGUCCACAUCACAAGAUCCACCCUGGAGUGCCUGAACGGCGACUAUGAGGUGGAGCCAGGAAACGGUCACGAGCGCAACGCCUUCCUACAAAAACACGAGAUUGAGACUUUCUUUAUCGUGCCAUCUCACCGACGCAAGAUAUUCCCGGGAUUGAUUCUUUCGGAUAUCAAGCCGGCCAAAAAGAUGAAGUUCAAGACCGUGUGCUACUUGCUAGUACAGCUCAUGCACUGCAGGAAGAUGUUCAAGGCCGAGAUACCCUUCUCCAAUGUCAUGAACUGUGAGGACGGUGAUAAGCGGAGGGCCAUGAGGACGGCACCACAGAAGCUGAGAAACCGGCCCAACGCCAACCAAGCCAACGUGGUUCAGAGCAGCCCCAGAACGCGGGUCAACCGCUACAUAGGGCGUCUGAUCGAGGCCCGGCAGACCGAGUCGGAUACGGCUGACCUCAACUUCCUAACGCUCAUGUACAAGUGCUCGGAGCGUGAGCAGAGGUACCAUCAGGUUCCGGAUGAGUACUUCACCAGCGCCGUGGUUCUGUCUCUGAUCCUCGCUGCCUUGUGUGGCCUUGUCUAUCUUCUCAUCAUACCACAGGGAACAGUGGUGCUGGUGCUGCUUGUUUUCUGCAUCUGUUUCCUGGUUGCGUGCAUCAUGUACCUACAUAUCACCAGAGUACAGUGUUUUCCAGGGUGCCUGACAAUUCAGAUUCGCACUGCUCUCUGCAUUCUCAUAGUGCUGUUAAUCUACGCUGUUGCCCAAGCUUGUGUGGUUGGCUGCAUGCCUUGGCUGUGGGGUUCCACCAAGACCAACAGCUCCAUUUUCAUCAUUGAUAAAGACGGCGGUGGCAACCGUACCAUGGCCGAGCUGCCCUGUGAGGGUGCUCGGUACGCCUUCCUGUCAUGCGCAGUUGGCACACUCACCCUGGCGCUAUUUCUGCGCAUCCCCUGGCUGCCCAAGAUGGCGCUGAUGCUCCUGCUGGGUGUGCUGUACGUCACCGUGUUGGAGCUGAGUGGUUUUCGCAAGACCGCCGGUGGGGGGUCCUUCCACAUCCGGGGUUAUGAGCCCAUCCUGUCUCUGUUGCUCUUCGUCUGUGCUCUGGCCCUCCACUCCAGGCAGCUUGACCUCAAACUGCGUUUGGACUUCCUCUGGGCUGUCCAGGCAGAGGAGGAAAGGGAUGGGAUGGAAAAAGUCAAACUAGACAACAGGCGGAUCUUGUUCAAUCUGUUGCCGGCACAUGUGGCCCAACACUUCCUGCUGUCCAACCCCAGAAACAUGGUGAGCCCAGCUCAUAAACAGGCAGACACACACAAACAGGAUCUCUACUACCAGUCCUAUGCACAAGUAGGUGUCCUGUUUGCCUCCAUUCCAAACUUCAAUGACUUUUACAUUGAGUUGGAUGGCAACAACAUGGGAGUGGAGUGCCUGAGACUGCUCAAUGAGAUCAUUGCAGACUUCGACGAGCUCAUGGACAAAGAGUGCUACAGAGACAUCGAGAAGAUUAAGACAAUUGGCAGCACGUACAUGGCGGCCGUAGGCCUCGUCCCAACCAUUGGAGCCAAGGCCAAGAAGUCAAUUUAUGACCACCUGAGCACAAUUGCGGACUACGCCAUCGAAAUGUUUGACGUGUUGGAUGAAAUCAACUAUCAGUCUUAUAAUGAGUUUGUCUUGAGAGUGGGCAUCAAUGUUGGCCCAGUGGUGGCGGGGGUUAUCGGGGCACGGCGACCCCAGUAUGACAUCUGGGGGAAUACGGUCAAUGUGGCCAGUCGCAUGGACAGCACGGGAGUACCCGGAAAGAUACAGGUGACAGAGGAAGUCUACCGCCUGCUGAACUCUGACUACGACCUGGUGAGUCGCGGCAAAGUGAGCGUGAAGGGCAAAGGGGAAAUGCUGACUUACUUCUUGGAAGGCAAAGUGCAGGGUGUGGGCACAGCCACCACCUCUUCCGUGGUGCGUUCAGCCAGCCUAGCGCGCCGCAUCCACUCUUGCGGCAAGACCAGUGUGCCCGCUAACCUGGGCAGCAUCUCCUCUGUCGCCGCCACCUCCAACAGCCAGCCGACAUGCUUGCCCUCUUCACGUGUGCCUGCGGUGGGUGAGGUAGAGGAAGAAGAGGAGGAUAUAGAUGUGACAGAGAUUGAGAUUGAGGCCACGGCGACUGCGGCUAAUGCUGCGGUGUAG